Molecule: messenger RNA, 2329 nt
Organism: Boleophthalmus pectinirostris (great blue-spotted mudskipper)
Lineage: Eukaryota; Metazoa; Chordata; Actinopteri; Gobiiformes; Gobiidae
Gene: islr2
Product: immunoglobulin superfamily containing leucine-rich repeat 2
Exons: 2
Coding region: 131-2263 (710 amino acids)
Molecular function (GO): protein binding
Source: RefSeq, a predicted model, not a curated record
GUGCGCUUCACCGCGCCUUGACCACAGCCAAAGUCUCGGGGAGGGAGUUUCCGCGGAGCGCGAGUGGAGUCUGGAGUGAAGCCGUUCACAGGAGCCUCUGGACACGGAUCAUCUGAAGUUGCUCUCACAGAUGGAGAAAAUGCCCGCGCGCUUUGUGCGCUCGCUCGCGGUGUGCGCGCUGCUGGUCGCAGUGACGCAGUGCUGCCCUCAGCCCUGCACGUGCGUGGAUAAAGCGGUGCAAAACCUGGCAAACUGCGCGUACAAAGAGCUUCUGGAGGUGCCCGCGGAUCUGCCCCCCAACAUCACCACCCUGAGCCUCUCCGCCAACAAAAUCAGUCUGCUCAAAAGUAAGAGCUUCGUGAACGUGACGCAGGUCAACUCCCUGUGGCUCGCCCAUAAUGAGAUAGUGACCAUCGAGAGGGACACGCUGGCCCCUCUGGUCCAGCUCAGAAACCUGGACAUCAGCUACAACAAAAUCAUCAACUUUCCCUGGGAGGACCUGCAGAACCUGACGGCGCUGCAGCUGCUCAAGAUGAACAAUAAUGAGAUGGUGAGUCUCCCCAAAGACGCCUUCUCCACUCUGGCCGACCUCAGGUCCCUGCGCAUCAACAACAACAAGUUCACCACCAUCGUCCAGGGCACCUUCAGCACGCUGUCCUCCCUGUCCCACCUGCAGAUCUUCAACAACCCUUUCUCCUGCUCCUGCGCCCUGGAGUGGCUCAGGGACUGGAUCACCACCACAAAGAUCUCAGUGCCGGAGCCCAAUAAUAUCGUGUGUGAGAGUCCCGCACACCUGAAGGGCACUAUGGUCACUAACAUGCCUCAACUCAGCUGCAAAGCCCCCAUCAUCACCAUCACGUACCAGCCCGACCUGGAGAGCACCGAGCUCAGUGAGGGGGCCACCGUGGUGUUGACCUGCGAGGCCCAAGGCAUCCCCCUCCCUCAGCUGGUGUGGGAGCUGAGCACGGCCGGACAGAACUACCUGUUUCCUCUGCCGUCAAACGGAAUCAGUUCAGACAAACCCAUCAAUGACAAAGCGACCAACAGCCUGUUCCACGUUUUUCAAAAUGGCACCCUCACCAUCCCCCGAAUGAGCAAAAGAGUGGAGGGAAACUACAGCUGCUCUGCCACCAACGACGUGGGCCGAGCACAGAGCAGCGUCCGAGUGGCUCUGGCCUCACAGAAACACAUCGCCAAACCAGAGCCGGAUUCUACAGACAAACUGCCCGCGGUGAGCAAACCCAUAGCCCCCAAGGUCUCCAAGAACAACGUGAUCAACUGGUCCAAAACUGAAGAGAGGACAAAGAGCGAUGACGCCUUCUCUGACAAACACGGGGUGGAGCGGGCCGGAGCCAAACCCAAAGAGCCGACGGUGGGCAGUAAAUGCGGCGUGAAAGACGGCAGCGAGUACAUCUCUAACCACGCCUUCAACAGGACCCUGGACGACCUCAAACAGUACACCUUCGACUUCGGGGUCAUCGCCCUGGAGGUGUCCGAGACCGAGGCCAGGGUCCAGCUCAACCCGCUGCAGCUCAACACCAAAACCAACCUCCACCUGAGCCCCGGGGACCACCUGGACACCGUCAGCAAAGAGCCGAUCCGAGUGUUUGAGUCUUCCGGCUCCAAGACCACGCUGGACAUGCUCUACCUCUGCGUGGACACGGGAAACGGACACUCCAUGGUGCAGUGGUCCAAAAUAGAGGAGAGGGUUAACUCCUAUCACUUCCAUCAUCUACAGCCGGGCACCAACUACACCCUGUGCCUCACCUACGCGGGGCAGGACUGCCAGGUGCAGGUGGUCUUCACGACGAGGAAGAAGAUCCCGUCUCUGCUCAUUAUCGUGGUGGUCAGUAUUUUCCUCUUGGCUCUGGCCACUGUGCCUCUGCUGGGCGCCACCUGCUGCCACCUCCUCUAUAAAUACCAGGGAAAAACCUACAAGCUCAUCAUGAAGGCGCAGAACCCGGAUCAGAUGGAGAAGCAAAUGGCCGCGGACUUUGACCCCCGCGCGUCUUUCGUGGGCUCGGAAAAGAAUUUUAACCCCAGCGAGUUGGAAGAGGAGGGCGAGGGCGAGCCGGAGGACGCGGACCGGGAGGGAGAGGCGGAGGGCAGCGUGGUCACGGAGUCCAUCCCGGGCUCCUCGUCCAAAACCAACCCGGAGGAGUUCGAGGUGGGGUCGGAGUACAGCGACCGCCUGCCCCUGGGCGCGGAGGCCGUCACCAUCUCCGAGGAAAUCAACGGCAACUACAAGGAGCCGAGCCGCUGAUUCCCCCGGAGCCUCCGCUAUAUAAAAUAAAAAAAUAAAUAAAAUUAAAAAAAAAGUUCAGUUUUC